Molecule: messenger RNA, 881 nt
Organism: Aethalodelphis obliquidens (Pacific white-sided dolphin)
Lineage: Eukaryota; Metazoa; Chordata; Mammalia; Artiodactyla; Delphinidae
Product: patched domain-containing protein 3-like
Cellular component (GO): membrane
Source: RefSeq, a predicted model, not a curated record
AUGGAAAACCACCAUCACGAUGUAAAUGAAACUUUUGUAAAAAAUAUUCCCAAUUUUGUAAUAGAUUCUCCGCUUUUUAUGUAUGAUAUUAACAUUACAUCAUCACAGGAAAUCAUCUGUUCCCGGGCCUUCAUUCAGACCAUGGGUGUUUCUUCUUCAACCAAUAAGAAGCUGAUGUUACUCCAGUUCCGAGACAUGGCCGAAAAGUGUGAAAUUCCCUUAAUGGUGUAUAACCAGGCGUUCAUAUAUUUUGAUCAGUAUUCUGCAAUAGUAGAAAACACUGUUUGAAAUGUAAUUGUUGCCUCAACGCCUAUGUUCAUUGUUUCCUUACUGUUAAUCCCUCACCUGCUGUGUUCUUUGUGGGUAACUUUUGCUAUCGCUUCUGUGAUUUUGGGAGUAACGGGUUUCAUGGCAUUCUGGAACAUCAAUCUUGAUUCCAUAUCCAUGAUUAAUCUUGUCAUUUGUAUAGGGUUUUCUUUUGAUUUUUCUGCCCACAUUUCCUAUGUAUUUGUUUCCAGUUCAAAGCCCUCAGUAAACCAAAAAACCAUCGAGGCAUUGUAUCUGCUAGGCUACCCUGUGUUGCAAAGUGCAAUUUCAACAAUAAUAGGAGUGUGUGUCUUAUCUGCAGCUAAAGCAUACAUCUUCAGGACAUUUUUUAAGAUUAUGUUUCUUGUUAUGGUAUUUGGAGUUGCUCAUGGCCUAAUUUUCAUUCCGGUAUUCUUAACCUUUUUUUGAAAGUUUGACUAGUCACUAACCAAUCAAAGACCAGUUGUAGAAUUCCUGAUUGCCCCAAUCCAAUCUGAUAAACAUGUGCUAUUAAGAAUAGUCAAUAAACUAAAAACAAAGGGAUGUUUCCUUGGUGUGGAGAUCCCAUUUUAAAA